AUGGAUCCUAAAACCCAUCCCGUCAUCACAGUCACCAACAUCAGAAAUUUCAUAUCAUUUACCCUCAAGAUGGAGAGUGGCCAAUACACCUCCUGGGCAGAAUUGUUCUGUAUUCACUGUCGGGCCUUUCAGGUCGGAAACCACAUUGACCCUAACUCAAAACCUCCUUCGUCAACCGCUUCCACAGCAACUGAACCCGAUAAGACCAAGGCUGCCACUGAAUUGGAAUCCUGGUCUCGUCUUGAUGCUAUUUGUCUUCAAUGGAUAUAUAGCACCAUCUCGAAGGACCUUCUUCAUACUAUUCUUAAAAUGUUGGCGGACCAACUUGCCAAUGUGGGUAAUCCUGUUUCAAACACGUGCCUUGUUUUACAACUGAUUGUUGGUCUAAAUGAAAGCUACGAAGGUGUGGCCAUGCUCAUCCAACAAACCACGCGCCUACUUGAUUUCUAUGAUGUUCGUUCAAAAUUAAUCAUGGAAGAAGCCCGGAAAGCACGUUAA
Messenger RNA from Lactuca sativa (garden lettuce), 498 nucleotides. RefSeq lists its product as uncharacterized. The record is from RefSeq and is a predicted model, not a curated record. Lineage: Eukaryota; Viridiplantae; Streptophyta; Magnoliopsida; Asterales; Asteraceae.